Messenger RNA from Pararge aegeria (speckled wood butterfly), 460 nucleotides. RefSeq lists its product as uncharacterized. The transcript has 2 exons. The coding region runs from base 1 to 417 and encodes 138 amino acids. The record is from RefSeq and is a predicted model, not a curated record. Lineage: Eukaryota; Metazoa; Arthropoda; Insecta; Lepidoptera; Nymphalidae.
AUGCCGUCCGACAACAUUUCCCCGAAGAGCGCCCGCCCCGCUCCGCCGCCCGCGCCCCGCCCCGCCGCCGGCUCCGGCAGUGUGGUCCGCCCGCCCCGAGCGCCGCCCGCCGCCGCCGCCGCCCUGCAGCACUCGCGCGGGAAACUUUGCCGACGACCGACGCCGCGACACUUCCGCGACCGCGAUGAUAGCUGCGAUGGGCUCGGGCCCCCGCCAGUGAACCAGUGCACCGGUGCAGUGCAGUGUGUGCAGUGUCUGUUUGUUGGAAUAUUGUUUUGCUUCUUAGUGCCCGGAGACACCGAUAGCGAGCUUGUUGUGACUUUAUCUGCGCGCGUGGGUGAUGUGAGCCAGCAGUGCCCGCGGACAAUGGCCGCCAGGCCGACGCGGCGCGGCCGCCGACGCGCUCGCCUGCCGUAGCGCCCGCGACACUUCCGCCCGGCCCGGCGCGGCCGGCGCGUCG